This is a messenger RNA of Drosophila willistoni, 949 nucleotides long. RefSeq names its product 26S proteasome non-ATPase regulatory subunit 8 (gene Rpn12). Gene Ontology annotation, cellular component: cytosol; proteasome regulatory particle; proteasome regulatory particle, lid subcomplex. The record is from RefSeq and is a predicted model, not a curated record. The transcript has a single exon. Lineage: Eukaryota; Metazoa; Arthropoda; Insecta; Diptera; Drosophilidae. Gene Ontology annotation, biological process: proteasome-mediated ubiquitin-dependent protein catabolic process. The coding region runs from base 96 to 890 and encodes 264 amino acids.
AACUCAAAGUUCCGUCUCUAGAGCAAAAACGAAACUCAUUCUCAUUUGUGAAGGAAAAUAAUUUGGUAAAUUGUUUUAAAUCAUUUUCAAAAGUAAUGGCAUCGGUGGAAACCCUGUACAAAGAACUGACCGUCGAGUGGUCCAAGCGUCCCGCCAACCUUGUAAAAUGCGGCCAGCUGCUGGAUCAACUGAAGGUGGCCCUUGUAAAAUUGGCAUUUCUACCAACAGACGGCGCAGAUGCCCAGAACUCGAAGAAACAAUUGCUGCUGGCCCGUAGUGUCCUGGAAAUAGCCGUGGAGCAUAGUGUCCUCAAAAAGGAACUGCAGGCCUUUGAACGCUAUAUGUCGCAACUUAAGUGCUAUUAUUAUGACUAUGCCAAGAUAAUUGGAGAAUCUGAUUGCAAAUAUAAGCUACUAGGCCUCAAUCUUCUGUAUUUGCUAUCUGAGAAUCGGGUAUCUGAUUUCCAUACGGAACUGGAGCUGCUGUCGGUGGACAUUAUCCAGAACAAUCAAUUCAUUCGUCCCAUUUUGGCCUUGGAGCAGUAUAUCAUGGAGGGCAGAUACAAUAAGAUAUUCCAAGCAAAUUCCUCAAUGCCAGCGGAAAUAUACAACUACUUCAUGGAUCUCCUAGUGGAAACGGUGCGUGACGAGAUUGGGGCCUGCAUUGAGAUGUCGUAUGAGAAAAUCUCCGCCAAAGAGGCAGCCAAACGUUUAAAUCUACGUUUGCCCGAAGAGAUGAAGGCAUUCGGUGAGAAGCGUCAUUGGAAAUUGGAAAGCAACGGCAACUACAGUUUCACAGAUCGCAGCAUUAAGCCUAAAGAAUUGCUACCGUCUGAGGAACUGGCGGAGCAGGUACUCAGCUAUGCCAGAGAUUUGGAAAUGAUUGUUUAAGCAGCAGUUCACUUUUAAUUGUAAUCAAAAUAAUAAUAAAUCCCUUUUUUUGUAAUAGA